UGAUAGUUCCUGAGGCUAUAAAAGAUCCUAGUGUCAAGAAGAUGAACAGAAAUCCCCAACCAUGGAGCAACGUUGUCUCUACUCCAAGCAGGAAAAUUUUGAAAAGAUGGAACUCACAGUGGAGAACCCGAGGAGGAGACAAGCUUUUGGCUGCCAAGGGAAGGCCAUUGCAGUCCUGUGCGUCUUGCUGGUGAUCUGCUUUGUGGUGUUCACAGCUGUCCUUAUAGUGAACCAUGGGAAAACAUCCAUGGAGCUAUCCAACAUGAAGAUGCGACUUGAGAAAAUCCCAGUGAAUUCCACAAAAGAACUAUCAGACCUUCUGCACUCCAUAGAUUCCGCAACAUCCAAAGAACUCAAGACAAUCAACAGUCGACUUGUUAAAGUGUCUGAGGAGCUGGCUGAAACAAAGACGAGGUUUACAAAGAUCCAAACAGAUUCCAGGAAAAAUCUAUCAGAUCUCCAUGACUCUGUAGAUUCCAAGUUGUCCACAGAACUCCAGACAAUCAACAAUCAACUUGUUAAUGUGACUGAGGAGCUGAGUAAUACAAAGCUGAGGCUUAGGAAGAUCCAAGAAGAUUCCAAGCAAGAUUUAUCUGAUCUCCAGGAUGUAAUAGAUUCCAAGAUGGCAAAAGAACUCAAGACAAUCAACAAUCAGCUUUUCAAUGUGUCUGAAGAACUGAGUGAGACACACCCACGGCUUAUGAGGGUAGAAGCAGAUGCUAAGAAAAAUCUAUCUGAUCUCUGGAACUCCAUAGAUUCCACCAUGUCCAAAAAAUUCCAAACAAUCGAGAGUCAAAUUCACACCAUAUCUAAGGAGCUGGCUGACACCAAGCAGAAGGUUAUGAUAAUCCAAGCAGAUUCCUGGAAGAAUUUAUUAGCUCACCUAGGCAAGACAGAGAUAAGGAACCUGACGCAUUUUUUGGUUGAAGAAGUGGGCAAGGAGCUGGCUGAAGUAAAAAAGGACUACGAGAGAUUCCAGAAUUCCUUGAGCAGUGCACAGGAAGAAUUAAAGAACCUCACAGAGCUCUUCUGCACAAGAUGUCCAAAAGGCUGGGUGCAAGAUCAGAAAAUCUGUUACUUCGUUUCAACAUCAAGUAAAAACUGGAGAGAUUCCAAGAAAUUCUGCGCAGAUCAGGGGGCUCACCUGGCUAUCAUUAACAGCAAAAAGGAAAACAAGUUUCUGUCAAACCAAAUUCUUGAUAUCCAUGCUUAUUGGCUGGGCCUAUCUGACGAAGAUGAGGAAGGAUACUGGCACUGGGUUGAUGGCACUUCCUUAACCCUCAAGUUCUGGAACAAGGGAGAACCCAAUGAUGCAGGACGACAUGGUGAGGACUGUGCCACCCUUCUGGAUGGAGGAAAAUGGAAUGAUGCUCCCUGCCAUGGAGAGGAAUACUGGAUUUGUGAACAGAAAUGUGAACCGGAUCUUUGAAUUUAUAGAAGGGAGGGGAAUGACUGAAUGUAAAAUGAAACCCAGGCACAGUUGCUAAAAAUGUACAUCUGUUAAGGCUUGGGGGCUAUUGCAAGGCUUUGAGUUUAUCAGACAUAACCCUGAAAAGCAGGGUUAGAAAAACUGAUAGACUGGUAUUUAUUAUUUAAUUUGUUUCCCUAGCCCACUGGACCCAACAGCAAAAGCAUUUCCUAUGAUCUAGGAUGCAGGAUCUGACAUUGCAUGUGGUCCUCACAUGGGGGAUACAAUUGCUAAGCAUAGUAGAUCUCAUUGGCUCCAUAUCCAUCCUGGCACUGGCCUGAAUACUGAUCUCAGAUGCACCACUGUAAAUGCAAAAAUGGAACUGACUCCAUUGGAAUAAUUCUCUAUUGGUGAGAAAGAUACAAUCAGGCCCUUCCAACUAAAGUGUCCUUUUAUAAAUAUCACCCACCAGCUCUGCUAGGAGGAAAAAUACUUGUUUGUAAGGAACAGGAUUGAGACAGAGGGAAUGGGUUCAGUUCCCAGCUCUGUCACCAUCCCAUUGUAUGCCUAUGGGAAAACCAGUUCAUUUCCCUGGGCCUCGGUUUUCUCAUCUGCAAAAUGGGGAUAAUUCUGCUUUUGUCCAUCUUGUCCAUUACAAUAUAAGCUUCUGGGGUCAGGAGCUGUUUCCAAUUUUCCCUUUGCAGUGCUCGGCACAGAGGGGCCCCAAAUGCCAAAUGGGGCCUCCAGGUGAAUUACUGCAUCAGUGUGCCCCAGGAUCAGAGAUUUCCAUCUUUUGGGAACAUACGUUCCUGGGUUUUAAUGAUCCAAAGUCUAUUUUUGUUCACUGAAUUCCCCUUUCUCCAUAAUAUUCCAGUCACGCUCCUCUCGCAGGAAUCGAUUCUGUGGAGAGCAGCAAGAUAAUAAAUUUACCUGCCUUACAA
Messenger RNA from Alligator mississippiensis (American alligator), 2349 nucleotides. RefSeq names its product C-type lectin domain family 4 member M. Bases 62 to 1429 code for a protein of 455 amino acids. The transcript is spliced from 15 exons. NCBI's taxonomy places the organism in Eukaryota, Metazoa, Chordata, Crocodylia, Alligatoridae. The record is from RefSeq and is a predicted model, not a curated record.